Argiope bruennichi is the source of this 1164-nucleotide messenger RNA. RefSeq lists its product as uncharacterized. The transcript is spliced from 2 exons. The record is from RefSeq and is a predicted model, not a curated record. The coding region runs from base 1 to 1164 and encodes 387 amino acids. Gene Ontology annotation, molecular function: zinc ion binding; nucleic acid binding. NCBI's taxonomy places the organism in Eukaryota, Metazoa, Arthropoda, Arachnida, Araneae, Araneidae.
AUGGGCUCCUCCAAACGCGGUCCCUUCGGUGGGCGUCGUAUCGUUCCAAAAACUUUAACUGUUCCAAAUCACGAUUCCUUUUUUGUUGUCAAGCGUGUUUCCGAGAAAAAUGAAAAUUUUAAUUCUGUAUCACCUUUCCUCGUACAGAGGGCAUUCACAGCAACAGUAGGCGAGGUUUCUUCAAUCCGAAAAAUGCGUUCUGGCGACUUGCUGGUUGAAGUGAAUUCAAAAAAGCAAGCCCAGCAAAUAUUAAAAUUGAAAGCUUUAGCUACCAUUCCCGUUACAGUCAGUCCACACACGUCAUUAAAUUAUUCUAAAGGCGUUAUAACCUGCGGGGAACUGUUUAAUGUUCCCCUUGAAGAAAUAUCUGCAGAACUAAAACAUCAAGGUGUCACUAAUGUACAACAGAUCUCUAUACGGCGGGAUGGCCAAAUCCUUCCCACUAAACAUUAUAUACUUACUUUCCAUAGUCCAACUUUACCAGAAUUUAUUUAUGCAGGCUACAUUAAAUUACCAGUAAGACAUUAUAUUCCUAACCCGUUGAGAUGUUUUCAGUGUCAGCGUUUCGGCCACUCUAAAGCCAAUUGCCGUGGGACUCUCACUUGCGCCCGCUGUGCUGAAAAAGGGCACGAUAUGAAAAUAAAAGAAGCCUUAUCUUACCCUGAAGCCAGAAAGAAAAUUUUAUCUCAAACACCGACUCCCGGUCUGAGUUAUGCCUCCGCCGUACAGAAAUCGUUUUGCGUAAACUGUACGUGCCAGAACUGUCUCAAAAAUCCUAGCCAUUCUAAAACAAAUACAAAAACAUCGGAUUCCGAUUCUGGAUCAAACACCAACACCACUUUAGAAAUUCGUAGACCUGAAAAGGCUUUAAGAAAAUCAAAAUCUCAAAAUUCUCUGAAGUUGAAGCUUUCAAAACGUGGCCUCUCAAAAACAAGUUUGCCUUCUAAGUUGAAAUUGUCUAAAGGUCAGAAAUCCGUCGCCUUGGGACUUGCGACGCAGAGCAUAGUCCAUAAGGACUUGACAUCUAUUUUUGGUGAAGCACCCAAAAGUCCUGAACUUAUCGCGCUUCAUCCGUCUGAAGAAGAGGAUGAAGAAAUGAGUUGCGAUGUCUCGCAACACUCAAACACCGUCUCCAAUACCUUUAAAACCAAAAGAACCUCUUAA